UCCUGCCACUUCAUUUGACACACAAUGGCAGCUUUACCAAACGGUUUUUUUGGGACAAUACCACAAUAAUAUCGUACCGUGAUAUUUUGAUACCGUUACAUCCCUGGAAGUGACAGUUUACGCAACCUGUCCUCUUGUUAUUGUUGACUAGCAGGAAUUAGCAGCGUGCUAGCGUUAGCAGCGCGGCUAACUGACGAAAGUUCGGAACGUAUUUCCCCAAGACACAUUUUUAUUCCCCCCAGCUAUUAAGUCCACUACGCGUCGUGUCGUGUCAUUUGCACCCACCUACACAUAGUGGUGUGAGAAUUGUGCGCGCUUUGGCGAGGAAUUAUAAAUGUGGCGUAAGUUAUGUGUUUGGGUGUGUACGCGGCUAGUGACAGAUAGCUAGGCUAGCUGUCACUACGAACUGACCUGACUAAAUCGUGGUGAAAAUGUUCAAAACGCUUUUGCAUGUUUUGUUAUUCGAACAUAACGAAUGACACUCGGAACCGCCCAAGUCGUCAUGCCAGCGAAUUUAGCCCUUCCAGUGUCGACGGCACUUAAGCGGAGCCGACACCCGGCUAGCUGGGAGCGGCUAAUGCUAAUGCUAAUGCUCGCUGUACUCACCCGGCCAAGAAACGAAGCCGCUGGGUGUGAUCACAAUGUCGCCGCAGUAACAAAAACAAAACAAAAAAAAAUUAACACUUCAAGCCGUCUUGCUGUGCGCCGAUGUCGGGCGAGCUAAUGAAGCAACCGAGUAUUCUCCAGCAGGCUCCGCCACUUUAACUUCCCGGUUGGCUUUGUACGUACGAGCGAUGAUGACAGAUCGGAUGACUUGCGGCUCACAAUCCUCCUACGUCCGGCCGAGCACCGCCAAUCAUAACACACACUAUCCACAUUUAUCUCUUUUUAAAAUGUUUUCAACAUUGCAUGCCACGACAAGACAUAUAUGAGACAACGCCCGGAAUUGUUUUUAAUUUUUCCCCCCCAUCAUUUUUAAAAAAAUGUAUUCUAUUUUUAAUUUUAUAACCCUUUAUUUAUAAUAUGCAACAUUUACAUACAAUCAACAAAUAAUAAUAAUAAUCACAACAAGUACAGAAAUAGUACAAGACAACACCCGGAAAUAUCUAACGAUACCGUAGAAAAUGUCAUUUAAAAAACUUAGUUUCGUCAAUCUUUCUUCAUAUUCAUUUUCUAAUGUCACUUUUAUUGAUGUCCUUUGAGUUCUAAUGAAAAGUAACAGCAAUAUAUGUCGGCGCUUUAAUGGACGUGUUGCUAGGCAACGGCACACUGUUAAGCAAGCUAGCCCUGAUAUGUUUCCUCCCCGGCAGGGAACGCCGUUUUAUACUUUUUUGUAAAUAUUCAAGAAUGUGGAAAAAUGUCCGACGGAAUGAAGCUGGCGGACAGGUUGACACAAAUGCCGACGGCUGGAAAACGAUAUCCUGUUGGGGACAGAGCCGAGGCUUGCUUACAAGAUGGGGAAAGGGCUCUAACCCCACCUAUGGUGAAGAAGUACCACGACAGUAACCGACCCAUGCCUGGCGUGAUCCGAGUGCACCACGGGAAGGCCAACGAUCCCAAAAUUGCAGACACAAUCGUCCACGGCAAGAGUAUCAAGUCUUCCCUGACGGCGGCAGAUUCCCUCAACCCCCCUGUGUGCAGCAGGUUCCAGCAUAAUCUUCAAGACUUCAGUGAGGCCAUCUACGCAUCCAAAAGGAAGACGCCGCUGGCACGUGUGCCCGACCAACGCCUUGGACUUCCCAGCUGGUACAACAACGAAACCACUUUUGGACAUAGAAAUGUGAGAGAGGUGGACGUCCGGGAUGUUAUUCAUCCUCCUAAAACGGCCGAGGAGUUGAACAAUGAGAUUCAGGGGUCACACGAGGCUUAUGUCCGGAGUCACAACAGCUAUUUUGUCGGCGAGCGAAUAAACCGGAAGUACGACACGGAUCACUACAAUAAAGAAAGAUGCUUUGGCAAGCCGACACCUCAUUGCAACGAGGGACGCAGGGUUGCCCGAAGUUUACGAUGGCUGGACGAGCCCACCGGGUUCUACAAUCCAGACCCUGACUCAACUGGCUGCUUUGGAAAGUCACAAAGGAAAGGGGGCAGCUUAAAGGUGUCACCACACCACAGUUUCGGAAUGGUCAAACCUGAGGAUGAAUUUGGCCUCGGAGAAUUGAUCCACUGCAUGGACCCGGACGAGAGCGUUCGACCAGUAGAGCGUCACCGUAGUUUGUCUGGCGCGUUGCGACACCGCCUCAAGAUUAUUAACUUCCAGAACUUUUCUUCUAUUGUGGAGGCCUUCAGGUACUAUGACAAGAAAGGCAACGGGCAGGUCGACAAGGAGGACCUUAAAGAAGUGUGCCGUCACUUCAAGCUGGGGGUGAGAGAUUCGGUCCUGGGCGAACUGCUCCAAUACUGCGACACGUACAAAAACGGGUUUAUUGACUUCCUGGAGUUUGCCAACUACCUCACCUGGAAGGACAAGAUGCCUCUUAACAAAAAGGACCAGACACUGGUUGUGAAUGCCCUGUAUCCGACCAGCUCAGACGGCGAUCCUGCAUCAGUAUUGACUCGGCACCCUUCUUCCCAUGCUUUGUUAAAACCUGAAGACCUGGAACUUUUCAAGCGGGGCAGCUCAAACAAGAACGUGAGGACGAUCAGACGACCCGAUGCGACCCCAAAUCACUACAUUACCUCCGCCUCGUUCAUCGGGGCAGGCAGAGGGGGACUGCAGUCAUCAAAGACUCGCACGUAUGGGCUCCCAUCGGUCCGCACUGACGUUUCGCUCACACGCAACAGGAGAAUCAGCAACCUUAUUAAUUACGGCGACAUGACCACAGCGGCAGAUCUGCUGGUGCCAUCAGUGAACUGCAGCAAUGGCGUCUACCAUGACCACUUCUUCAGUCCAUGCUCCAAGAAAGAGAUUGCGGAGGUCUACAGGAAUUUGGGCGAGGAUAUUUCUGAGAAGACGUUUGAAGAGACCUGGAAGCUGGCGUCCACCAGGCAUCCCUAUGGGAGCGUCUGUGUGGACUCUUUCCGUGCGGCCCUCAAGGAGAUAAAAGCUUUGUGUGUCUUAGAAUAGUCCACUACUCCAUUCAGACUUCACAGUCGAAUCGUUGGACAUUGAACCCAAAGUUGAGUACCUGAGGCCCCUCUGCGUGUACAGCAAAUGGUGUUGAGAGGAUGUCCCAAGAUGGGACACGGGGCCGGAGCCCCCUAUCUGACACACCAGGGACUCGCCCAAGAUUGGACCUGGUGCGCUGCUGCGGCAGGAAGUUUCCCUCCCUGCUCCCCUCUAGCAAUGGUAAUGAUCCUUUUUCAGGUUCACUAACAUAAAACUUGUUACGACGUUUCCUGGCACUUUCUCUAGAUCAUGGCUAUUUAAUUACACAUUUGGGUGAGCCAGAAUGGUGAAAACUAUAAUGCUUGGCUGGGCCAGACAUUUCUGGCAAUCAGCAUUUAAAAAACAUUGAUAAAUAAAACAU
Entelurus aequoreus (snake pipefish) is the source of this 3470-nucleotide messenger RNA. RefSeq names its product EF-hand domain family, member B (gene efhb). Bases 1358 to 3067 code for a protein of 569 amino acids. Lineage: Eukaryota; Metazoa; Chordata; Actinopteri; Syngnathiformes; Syngnathidae. The transcript is spliced from 14 exons. The record is from RefSeq and is a predicted model, not a curated record. Gene Ontology annotation, molecular function: calcium ion binding.